CCCCUGCAGAUGCCUGAGCAGAAGCCUGAAAGGCUGCGCGGCCACUCCCCCGUGGCUUAAUCAUUAACAGACAGCUGUUGCUCAAGGCAGCGGCGGGGGCAGCUAUUGUUGCUGAGCACUAAAGGUCCUCCUUUCUGAGAAGACUCAGGAACUUUGAUUUGAUGAACAUGUUUUUGCAGAUCAGGGCAGCAGAUGUGAAGCUCGAGUCAAGAGGAGCCCGUGUCAAAGGUCAAGUCGCUGGUCCCAGUCGGCGCUCAGGGAAAUGAAGUGGUUAAUGAAAUGAACAGAGGGAGGAUGGGAUUUCACAGCUGACUGCAGCAGGAAAUGACAUUAGACUGUAGAUGGGAAUAAAGUUCUGAGGAGGGACAUUCUGCUGGUCUUUGGUCCCUUUUUGACAUCUUUCUGAGUGAACACGGUGGAGGAGCUGGACUGAGGUCCAGAGAGGCUUCAGGACACUUCUGGACGUCUGCUUCGUGGAUCCUGGUCCUCGUGUGGAGAUGCUGCAGCUUUGUGGAACACUGACUGGAACACAAAGAGAGCCGUGUGGGGAGCUUUUCUCUGCAGGCUCUGCUUCCUGAAAUGUUUCAAUUUCCCAGCAAACAUGUUAAGUAGAUCAGUGUUCUGAUCGUCAUACAUGACUGCUGUGCUGAAGGAAGGGCUUGUCUAAAGUUUGAUGAACAGCAUUUAGGCAGCUGAGAUCUAACCUGACUUAUGUCCUCCAGACAGACAUCUUCAACAGAGAAGUCUGGAGGUGGACGUAUCAUGAUGUGGGGCUGUUGUUUAGCAUGGAAGACCUGCAAUCCUCCCUUAGCUGAACAAAGGGUGAAUGCAAAAUCAGACCAAGUGGCCUUUGAUGAAAAUAAGCUCCUAUUUGUUUGGAUGAUGAACAAAAAAUCAAACCAGAUUAAAAAUCUCUGAGCCUGGGUUUGAAAAAGCCCCCCAUGAAAGGCUUGGAGGUCUGUGGGGAGCAGCAAACACGCAGGAGCGCCGCAUGCAGCUUCUUCUCCAGGCAGAAAGCCUUUUUUCCUGCACAUCAUUCACGGACGUCUGCGGUGUGAUCCGUGUCAGCCUCACGGUUCUCACCUGGUUUUUGGCAGAACUUUACAACAAAUGCACACACCACAUCCGACGGAGCCCAACAUGAGCGGUUCUGCUGUGUGCGUUUUGACCUUUGGCCGCGGUUAUAUGGCUGUGAGCGGUAUAAAGACGAGCUCCAGGACGGGCGCUUUCUGCUCCCGGAACAUCAUGGACUCCGGCAGAGCUCUGUGUGCCGUUCUGGCUGCGCUCCUCCUGAUCUCCAGCGGCUCUGCAGGAACCAUCCAAACAGCUCUGAAGAUCAACCAGGCUUUGCUGACGUUUCACAAUCAGCUGACUGAAGAAGUGCAGGUUUCCUUCACAUCUGACUACUGCUACAAGUGUUUGUUCCAGCAUUUGGCCUCCGUGACGCCCAACAACAACAACGCUUCCGUCAUCAUCAGCACUCAGUUCAGCCUGACUGUACAGGUGGAGUCAGGAGGCGGGAGCUCCACUCUGUGCAGGUGGAGGCAGACGUACCAGGAAGGAGGCCAUUACUCCGUUUGGAUCCAGGCUCGGGAUCACCUGGUCAACCACACCUGCAGUCAUUCUACAGAUCGACCUCCACACAACGUGUAUCUACCGAUCAUAGCUGCAGCUCUCCUAUUGGCUGCAACUGCUCUCCUGUUUGUGGUGGUGCCGCUCAUCCACAGGCGGCGUGGGGCGUUCCUCAGGGCGGCUUGCUGCCAGGACCCCCAGAACUCUGUGGAUGAUGACGGAGCCCCUGAAACGGCGGUGGUGGCGGCGGACAGCAGAGGAACCCGGCCAGCACGCCUCCUCUCCCUGGACACUUUCCGAGGGUUUGCCCUCACCGUGAUGGUGUUUGUGAACUACGGCGGUGGAGGUUACUGGUUCUUUGAGCACGCUCCCUGGAACGGUUUGACGGUGGCAGAUCUGGUCAUGCCGUGGUUUGUGUUUAUCAUGGGGACCUCGGUGGUUUUGGCUUUCAGCUCCAUGCAGAGGCGAGGAGUCGGCCGCCGGCAGCUGCUGGGAAAGAUCACCUGGAGAACAGUUGUGCUGAUGCUGCUGGGCUUCUGCUUUCUCAACUAUUCUCCAAGAGAUGGACCACUGUCCUGGUCCUGGCUGAGGAUCCCUGGAGUGCUGCAGCGUCUGGCCUUCACCUACUUUGUUCUGUCUCUCCUGCAGACUUUUUGGGGCCGGAAAGCCAUCCCAGAGAGUGAGAACCACUGGUGGAAUCCCGUCCAGGAUGUGGUCCUGUUUUGGCCGCAGUGGCUGCUGAUCUUUCUGCUGGAGACUCUGUGGCUUUGCAUCACGUUCCUCAUGCCCGUGCCCAACUGUCCCACAGGGUAUCUGGGAGCAGGAGGAAUCGGAGACCAUGGCCUUUAUCCAAACUGCACUGGGGGGGCAGCAGGAUCCAUCGACAGAUGGAUGUUUGGUGAUAACAUGUACAGAUACCCCACCUGUAAAAAGCUGUAUCGGACAGAGCAGCCUUACGAUCCAGAGGGAGUUUUGGGAACCAUCAACUCCAUUGUGAUGGGAUUUCUGGGAAUGCAGGAAGCUCCAGCUUCUCCUUGUUGUGGUCCUUCUGCCUCACAGCUGCCCUCCGUCACUCCUAGUGGCUGUUGCCCCGACGUCUCUGAUGGCGACGGAGUCACUUAUAACCAUUUGGCCUGUGGGAAGCCGCCAUGCCAAAGCAGCCGCAUUGCUGAAUUCCCCGGGGGGUCGGCUCUGAGCCCUUCAGUCAGCGAGUUGGAGACGACACGCCAGGCAGGAAAAAUCAUUGUUUUCUACAAGAGGAAGAGCGGCCACAUCCUCUGGCGGUACCUGACCUGGGCUGUCAUCUUGGGAAUCUCAGCAGCCAUCCUUUCUAAGUGCACACGAGACGGAGGAUUUAUACCUGUCAAUAAAAACCUUUGGUCGCUGUCCUAUGUGACGUGUACGGGCGCUCUGUCUUUCCUGCUGCUUGGAGGCAUGUAUUUCCUCAUCGACGUCCGGGGCUGGUGGGGAGGACAGCCUUUCCUUUAUCCAGGGAUGAACUCCAUCUUGGUGUACGUCGGACACUCCCUGCUGGGCUUCUACUUCCCGUUCAGCUGGAAUAUGCGUUUCCAGGACAGCCACUGGGAAUUCCUGUUCCAGGGCGUGUGGGGAACGUCCCUGUGGGUGCUGGCCGCCUACCUGCUCUACAGGAAGGCCUUCUUCCUCAGAAUAUGACCAGCGUAUGGAAACUGACCGCUGUCUGACAAAUAAACCACAUGGAUGGGAAAGGGUC
Molecule: messenger RNA, 3304 nt
Organism: Oryzias latipes (Japanese medaka)
Lineage: Eukaryota; Metazoa; Chordata; Actinopteri; Beloniformes; Adrianichthyidae
Product: heparan-alpha-glucosaminide N-acetyltransferase
Source: RefSeq, a predicted model, not a curated record